UGCUAUAAAAAUAGUAUGGUGACUCUUAGUUCUUCUAAAACAUAGCACAAGUAGGCUAGAGCUAAUUCUCUGCACAUUUACACAUUCUUUGAAGACAAAGUGAUGGUAAUGUCAGAUCAUAUCACAGAAGGUGACUAUACUUUAGUAACUACAAGUAGUAGCAUGUGUAACAAGGACACUGUAAAAUAAAGUAUUUCCAAACAGUUUUUUUUUUUUUUUUUUUUUUUUUUUUUAAGAUAUAAAUAACAUGAACUGUGUCUGCUUUCAUCCUCAGGUCAAUAAAUCCAUCCUUUGCUUAAUGGAAAAUGGAAAAUGGAACGUAUUUUUACUUGAUGUUGUUUGAAAAUAUUGGGUACAUAAGAUAUGCUUUCUUCAGUUUGGGAAUUAUUCUAUACUGUGCUAUUAUAUUCUUUAAUGCCUUUAUAAUUCUUGCCAUUUUUCUUGAAAGGACAUUACACCAGCCCAUGUACAUUCUGAUUUCAUGUUUGUCCUUCAACUCUGUGUUUGGAACAGCUGCUUUUUUCCCAAGGUUACUGGCAGACUUGCUGUCUGAUACACACUUGGUGUCCCGUGAAGCAUGUCUCUUACAGGCUUUUGUCAUUUAUUCAUAUGCAGCAAAUGAAAAUACAAUAUUAAUGUUAAUGGCAUUUGACAGAUAUGUAGCAAUCUGUAAACCUUUACGAUACAAUAGCAUAAUUACUCCCAGGAUUUUAUCUGUUUUAAUAGCUAUAAGCUGGAUUUAUCCAAUGCUUUGCAUUGGCAUUUCUGGUAUUUUAAAUGCCAGAUUGACUAUGUGUGGUAACAAACUUUGGAAGGUGUAUUGUCACAACUGGGAAAUUGUCAAGCUUUCUUGUUCAAACACUAUUAUUAAUAAUGUUUUUGGCUUUUUCAUAGUGACCACAACACUUAUCGUGCCUUUAAAUUUUAUAUUAUAUUCCUAUGUUAAAAUUCUGAUCAUUUGUACAAAAAGCUCACCAGAGUUCAGGAGAAAAGCAUUUCAAACUUGUAUUCCCCACAUAGUGAUCCUUUUAAAUUUCUCUAUUGCUAUUUUUUGUGAGGUCACUUUGAGUCGGUUUGUGACUUCGGAUCUCCCUAUAGGGCUCUCGAUUAUUCUUUCACUGGAGUUUCUUGUUGUACCACCCAUCCUGAACCCUAUUGUUUAUGGUCUGAAUUUUCCUGAAAUUCGCAAAAAAAUGAUAUGUAUUAUAAAAGCAUCCAAAUAG
Molecule: messenger RNA, 1223 nt
Organism: Ctenopharyngodon idella (grass carp)
Lineage: Eukaryota; Metazoa; Chordata; Actinopteri; Cypriniformes; Xenocyprididae
Product: putative gustatory receptor clone PTE03
Exons: 1
Coding region: 306-1223 (305 amino acids)
Biological process (GO): G protein-coupled receptor signaling pathway
Cellular component (GO): membrane
Molecular function (GO): olfactory receptor activity
Source: RefSeq, a predicted model, not a curated record